Messenger RNA from Metarhizium album ARSEF 1941, 738 nucleotides. RefSeq lists its product as uncharacterized. The record is from RefSeq and is a predicted model, not a curated record. The coding region runs from base 1 to 738 and encodes 245 amino acids. The transcript has a single exon. Lineage: Eukaryota; Fungi; Ascomycota; Sordariomycetes; Hypocreales; Clavicipitaceae.
AUGAAGUCCACCAUCAUUUUCAUCUCCGCCGUGGGAUUGACCCUGGCAGCACCACAGUCGUCCUGUGCCAAUGGGGUUCAACACCCGAAAACCGGCACCGCCGGCAAGCUCCCAUGGAAACCACAGCCUUGGAACAGCAAUCUCUUCGAGGAGAAUGAGGGCAAGACCUUGGAUCCGGCCGUGGUCCAAGAAAAUCAGGAUCGCUUAGACAAGUGCGCUCGUGCGAAAAGACUCGACGAAGAUCUCUGCGGCACAAAACUCUACUGUGAGGUGUUCGACCGUAUUAACGGCAUCAUCGAGAAUCUUGAUCAGUCAUUCAAGGACUACAAAUUCGAGUACACCUCUCAGAAAGAAUGCCUUGAGGCCCGCGAGGAACCAACCGCCCAGUCCAGCACGUCAGCGGCGCCCAAGCCUCCUGGCAUGCCGCAGCAGCCUCCCGCAAAGACAAAGACGCAGCAGUCCUCGGACGAGCGGCUCCAAGCCCACUGUGGCCGUUUCGGAGAUGAAAAGGCGCAAAAGUCGUGUAUGUUCGCCGCCAGACGGUGCACGGCGCAGGUCCCUCGUGGUGCACCCGUCGACCAGUUCCUAGCCUGCGUUGACAGGAUGCAGUUCUGUGCCGACAGUUUUAAUGACAUUAAUACGUCACUUGACGAGUGCUUGGACAAGACGAAGAGGUGCAGCGAGGAGAAGAAGUUGCCUCUGGGAGAUUUGACGAAGCUUGCCGAAUGUACGAAGUAG